CAACCCCACCAUCACCACCAGCCGCCGCCUUUCCCUGCCCGUGGACCUCAGACGCCGCCCAGCCCUCUUCCACCCCGACCUCGCCACCCCCGUUGAGCUGAUGGGUUUCACAAUGGCCGGCUCCGAGGACGUGAAGGGUUUGGCAGCGUCGCUGGGAGACCUACAAGUAGAGGCAUCACCAUCGAGGGAGAAAGAAAUAGAUUGGCUUGGCAAUGGUGAUGAUGCUGCUACCGAUGAUGACGUUUGGGAUGAUGCUGCCAUCUUAGACAGGGAUUGGGCCCACAGGAAGAACCAGUUCGUGAAGAUGGGCUAUAGGGAUGGCAUAACUGAAGGGCAGAAGGAUGCUGCUCAAGAGGGCUUCAAUAUUGGGUUUGGGCAAUCAGUGCAUGUUGGAUACAAGUGGGGUCUCGUUCGGGGGAUCACUAGUGCACUAGAUAGUCUUCCCGACAGUCUAAAAGAAAAGUUGUUGCUCGAUGGCCAGCGUAAAGGAAAACUUGAAGAUUUGCACAAUUCUGUGCAAGGAAUUUCAUCCGACGGUGCACUGAGGCUGUUUCAUGAGAGUAUUCUGCAGGAUAAUCCUCCACCGGAGGAAAACAGGCUUCAAACUGUUCCAAACGACCUUCUUCUAUUGUUGAACGAAUGCCCAGAUGUUCAGGUUCCUGAAGAGUUGACACGAGUUCCAUAAGCAAGGUUUUAAAUGUAAUGGCAAGCACCAAUGACUUGGAAGUCUGGCAGAAUCACUUGGACUGAGUUCUUCUGAAUGCUGUAACUGUACAGCAUGUGAUACUAAGCUCUUUUUAGUCACACCAACCUUUUUUGCUAUAAAAAUCAUGUAAAUUCGCAGUAUGAAUUUUUAUAAUUU
Messenger RNA from Lolium rigidum, 862 nucleotides. RefSeq lists its product as uncharacterized. The coding region runs from base 101 to 685 and encodes 194 amino acids. NCBI's taxonomy places the organism in Eukaryota, Viridiplantae, Streptophyta, Magnoliopsida, Poales, Poaceae. The transcript has 5 exons. The record is from RefSeq and is a predicted model, not a curated record.